Acipenser ruthenus (sterlet) is the source of this 2395-nucleotide messenger RNA. Its product is annotated as tripartite motif-containing protein 16-like. NCBI's taxonomy places the organism in Eukaryota, Metazoa, Chordata, Actinopteri, Acipenseriformes, Acipenseridae. The record is from RefSeq and is a predicted model, not a curated record. The transcript is spliced from 6 exons. The coding region runs from base 49 to 1719 and encodes 556 amino acids. Gene Ontology annotation, molecular function: zinc ion binding; protein binding.
UUUCGUUUGUAGUGAAAUCGUCAGUCUCUCUGCCUCACUGCAGCAGAAAUGGCAGAAGCAAAUAUUCUGGUAGCAGAGCAGCAGUUGUUGUGUGCAGUGUGUCUGGAGAUAUUGAAGGACCCAGUCGCUAUUCCAUGUGGACACAGUUACUGUAUGGGGUGUAUUAAGAACUGCUGGGAUCGGACUGAACAUAGACGUUUCUACAGCUGCCCCCAGUGCAGAAAGACCUUUACCCGAAGGCCUGUUCUGCACAGAAACACCAUCCUGGCUGAAAUUGCUGGAGAAUUCAAGAAGAGAAGGCUCAAUCCUCCUCCUGCUCAAAGUUAUGCUGGACCUGGAGAUGUGCCGUGUGAUGUCUGCACUGGGAGAAAGUUUAAAGCUGUGAAAUCCUGUUUGACAUGCCUGGCCUCUUAUUGGGAAACACAUGUCAAGCCACACUAUGAGGGUGUUGCUUUCAAGAGGCACAAACUGGUCAACGCUAUUGAAAAUCUGGAGCAGAAGCUUUGUGCUGAACACCAGAAGGUUUUUGAGGUCUUCUGUAGAACCGAUCAGUCGUGUAUUUGCUGGUUGUGUGCAGACAAGGAACACAAGAGCCAUGAUACAGUCUCAGCUGAGACAGAAAGGACUGGGAAACAGAAGCAGCUGGGAGAGACACAGACACAAAUACAACAGAGAAUCCAGGAGAGACUGAAAGACGUGGAUGAGCUGAAACAGGCUGUGAAGUCACUGAAAAGAUCUGCACAGAGGGAAAUAAAGGAAAGUGAGACGAUCUUUACUGAGCUGAUCCGAUCCAUUGAGAAGAUCCACACUGAGGUUACUGAGCUGAUUGGAGCUAACGAGAAGGCUGCAGUGAAUGAGGCUGAAGGACGCAUGAAGAAACUGGAGCAGGAGAUUGCUGAGCUAAGGAGGAGAAAUGCUGAGCUGAAACAGCUUUCAGAGACAGAGGAUCACAUCCAUUUUCUACAGAAUUUCCAGUCUCUCUGUGCCCCUCCUGAAGCUGGAGACUUACCCAGCGUUACUGUCAAUACAGACAUCUCUUUUGGGGCUGUGAGGAAAGCUGUAUCUGUACUUAAAGACCAUAUUGAGAACUUCUGCAAGGGGGAAUUAGUCAAAAUAACCACAACAGUGAAUGAAGUUGCAGUUUACAGUCUGCAGGCUCCAGAGCCAAGGAACAGAGCUGAGUUUUUAAAAUAUUCCUGUCAGCUCACACUGGACCCCAACACAGCGCAUAGAGAGCUCUGUCUGUCUGAAGGGAACAGAAAGGCGACAUGGGGAGAGACCCAGAGGUGUUCUGAUCACCCAGAGAGAUUUGAUUACUAUCUCCAAGUGCUUUGCAGAGAGGGUUUGUCUGGGACUCGCUGUUACUGGGAGAUUGAGUGGAGUGGGGGAGGGGCUUAUAUAGGAGUUGCAUAUAAAGGAAUCAGCAGGAAAGGAGUGGAUCUUUCCUGUGUCCUUGGAUACAAUGACAAGUCCUGGAGUUUGUUCUGCUCCGGUUCCAGUUACACUGCCCGGCACAAUAACAAUGAAACUGCAAUAACUGCCCCACGCUCCCCGAGAAUAGGAGUGUAUCUGAACUUUAAUGCCGGCACUCUGUCAUUUUAUGGCGUCUCAGACACAAUGACCCUCCUGCACAGAUUCCAAACCACAUUCACUGAGCCGCUCUAUCCUGCGGUUUAUAUUUAUUCUGGUUCCCCUGUAACAAUCUGCCAGCUGAACUAAACAGUUUUGUGCUGUAAGAAAACCUUUGUAUUAAACUCCCUGUCUGUCCUCUCCACUCCUCGGGUGAAGGGAAUUUUCAAUCUGACAAAACUUUGGAUGAAAGUUAGGGGGUAAAACGGCACCACCAGCAGAGUGAAACAAGGUGAAUUAUUUGUUUUUACACUUGGGGCCAAGGCAGCCUCAUUUUUACUGUUUAAUCUCUUUCAGGUUAGUGUUUUUGUAAUUGUAAACACUCAUAACUGUACAGCUGUUUCAGCAUAACAUGUUCAAUAUGUCCUGAGUAUUUAUUGAUUACAAACACAUAAAUAGAACCAAGUGGCAGACUUAGUUGGCAUCUCUGCACAGUGCUAGAAUUCCCACAGCAAGUACUGAUAAGUAUCUCUUAAGUUGUUUGUAGCUCACUAAGUAAUUCCACAAUGUCUUCCUAUAUUGCACUUCAAUUGGCUACAUAGGUCUCAAAUUUAGUUUAUUGUUUAUUAAUGUUAUUGUUUAUUGUUAUUCAAAGCACUGUUUAAGGUCAACGAUCUAUAUAAUCAGGUUUUAAAUUAAAACCAAAACACAAAUGUAAAUACGCACCAUUUUAAUAACCAUUUUUUAUGUUUCUGUACUUUAAUGCAAACAUUUUUUCUUUAAAUGUUUUGUAAAGUUUUUAAUUUUCAAUAAAUGUUUUGUUCUG